Carassius auratus (goldfish) is the source of this 2424-nucleotide messenger RNA. Its product is annotated as dnaJ homolog subfamily C member 5-like. Bases 446 to 1024 code for a protein of 192 amino acids. The transcript is spliced from 6 exons. The record is from RefSeq and is a predicted model, not a curated record. NCBI's taxonomy places the organism in Eukaryota, Metazoa, Chordata, Actinopteri, Cypriniformes, Cyprinidae.
CGGAUAACUGUAAGUCAUAAAUUAGUCGCUUGCUUCUUAUGUGCGUGCGUUUAAUUUGUCUUCUUGCCUUGACUGUUAAAAAGAUUACAUUACCCAUUUAUUCAUCAUAGAAUCGGUUAUGGAAUCAUUUGAGUAGAUUAAAGUCAAAGCAUCGAUUACUCCCAAUGGAAUUCCACAGUCAUAAUCCAUAAAACGAGAUUCGGUUCCGCUAAAGCUUCGAGGCCACUGAAUCAAUCGUACAACUGCGCCCCGUCUUUCAAAGGAGUCGAAUGUUGGAGGUUCAAAGAGUCGACUCCAACAAUCAAGCGCGUCCUCGGAGAGAGGGCAUGCGGCGAUAACAAUGAGGAGCUGUACAUAGGAUAUCUAAAGAACCAUUCGGCUGAGUCUUCUAUGAUUCAGCCACAAUUUACAAUAUCGUAGUACCACCCAGUUCAAGCGUUGAAUCAUGGCAGACACCAAGCCACCCUCUGACAGGCCUCAGAGGAAGAUGUCCACUACAGGGGAAAGUUUAUACAAGGUACUGGGACUGGAGAAAGGAGCCACAGCAGAGGACAUUAAAAGAGCCUACAGAAAACUGGCUCUGAAAUACCAUCCAGACAAGAAUCCAGACAACCCUGAAGCUGCAGAAAAGUUCAAAGAAAUCAACAAUGCCAACUCAAUCCUCACUGAUGAGACCAAGUGCAAGAUCUACGAUGAAUACGGUUCCAUGGGGCUCUACGUGUCUGAGCAGUUUGGAGAAGAGAGUGUCAAAUACUAUUUUCUCAUGUCAAAGUGGUAUUUCAAGGCUAUGGUCAUGUGCUGUGCCGUUUUCUCCUGUUGCUGCUGUUGUUGCUGCUGCUGUUUCUGCUGUGGGAAGUGCAAACCACCAGAGGAGGAUGAGAACUACCAGUACGUGGACCCAGAAGACCUGGAGGCCCAGAUCAAAGCAGAGCAGGAUGGUGGAGGUGAAACAAUAAUUAUUGUCCAGCCUAUACCUAGUCCUGGUCCCGAAAUCUGCAGUGAAACUAUACCGGAUGCAAAAUGACUUGCUCAAAUGUCCCUAUUUUGAUCCAGCCCAGUUCCACCAUCAACACCUCAGAGUCCACAAAUUUCGCAAGCAGGCAGUCCACGUACAACACCCAGAAAUGAGCCACCCGCCUGGUCCUGGUCCCAGUCAUUACUGAGGGGGUCCUUCUGAUGGACUCUAAGGCCCCUGAUGUAGUGUGCUGACCGCAGGGCAUCAUGGCACAAGGACUAAACUGUGCCACUGAGCCAUACCCUGACUCUAACCCACUGGAAUCGAGUGGCAGUUUGCCAAAAGACAAGGAAGCCUCUGCCAGUCUCUCUUCAUCUGUGUCUCCAUUGGUGUGUAUGUCUGUCUGUGCGUAUAUAACUACCCGUUCAUUUUAAAAUAAUAUAGCUAUGAGACUGAUGCCACUAGGCAGUGUUUCAGGUAGGAAGUGAGUUGUACUUUUGGGGUGUUUCUUUUUGGUUCUGGGUAUUUAUUUAUUUAUUUAUUUUAAUUUGUUCGAAGCAUGGACAUGAGUGGAAUGAUCAUGUGAGUGCAUGCAAAGCAAUAACAGCAUGCCACUACUAUACAAUAAAGGACCAUGCAAAAACCCCUCCCACUUAUCUUCAUACAAAUGCACAACAUGGCACCUUUUUUAGUUUGCUUCUUUAGAUGCCAGUGUUUUUGCAGAGUUUGCGGUCAUCUGUUACAUUUGCAUUAUAUUGCAUUUAAUUUAAGAUUGAAAUGGUCAAUCGUACGCAAAUGACAAGAAAUAGCAGUGUAACAAAUUUUUCUGACUAAAGUUAAGGCAGAUGCCUCACAUGUCAGCUGAUGUGCCAUGCUCGGUAUUUCAAGCCAUGUGAAAUGGUCGUACAUUUCCCUAAAAUCAGAACACUUGAAUAUGCUGGUGAAAGAUGUUUGUUUCUAUGCACUUUUUUCCCCACUACCUUCAUAGGAGGCUUCUAAUGCAAACCUAAUAGCUUCAACACUUACAACUACUUCUCAACUGCGAAAGCGAGAAUAUCUGUAAAUGUGAAGUUUCAGGGGCUGAAAUGGGAUCAACCCUAUUUUUGGUGAGCGCUAUGCCAAAUCAUCGAGCAAACCCAUGCUUUCUUUGUGCUCUUAGGACAUAUGAUGACAACAAAAAUAUUUUUAAUGAUCUUAUUUAUUUUUAGUAUAUCAGAAUUGAGAUUAAUGUGUAUGAUUUGUUCUGAGUGAAACGAUGCACUGUGUAAACUUGAUUUCAAAACUUGGAUGUGCAAGAGCCUCGUGAUUUUAGCAAUAAGAAAAUGCCCGUUGUGUUAAAUGUGAACGACUUAACAAUAGUCAGCCAAUUACUGUUAGAAACAUUACAUUAGAGUCAGUACAUUAGAUGCCAAAUGUUUUCCCUGUAAAUUGUUGUUCUGAAUGCAAUAGUAUAUACUUGGAUUGUACAC